Messenger RNA from Thelazia callipaeda (thelaziosis nematode), 666 nucleotides. The record is from the annotation of a GenBank genome assembly. Lineage: Eukaryota; Metazoa; Nematoda; Chromadorea; Rhabditida; Thelaziidae.
AUGAAUUUAACAAAUUUAAAUGGCGAUGAUACUGAUGACGUGAUAGCACGUCUUAUUGACAAAGCUGUACUAGCAUAUCCUGAGCUGUUUGUGUUUAUCCUGCCAGAAUUGUUGCAGCUAAACGUUAUUUACUUUCGAGACAUCAUCCAUUACUGUUAUCUUCUGUUACUGGAAACAAAAUUAGUAGUGGAAGAUGGAGCUGACGAGUCUGAUAUUGUGAUCAGUCGUGAUGCCGCAUUGCAACAAGACUGGACACGUAUUUGUAAGGAAGUUUCUACUCUAAAAUGCGUUUGUGGUUCAAAAUGCAUGAAAACGAUUCUAGCAAUUGGUGAAUUACGAAAUGAGCUGAACAUUUAUCGUGCUAGUUGGGCUGUAAUGCUUGCAGGUAGUGACUUUAUUAAAACAUCAACAGGAAACGAAACAGUUAAUGCUACGGUGCAAGCUGUUUAUAUCAUCUGUCAUGCUAUUAAACAGUUUUAUUGUAGAACAGGAAAAAUGGUCGGUUUUAAGGCAUCAGGUGGUAUUAGAACAACACAUGAAGCUGUGAAAUAUCUAUCAAUAGUUGAAGAAAUCCUUGGCACAAACUGGCUCAAACCAAGCUUAUUCCGCAUUGGUGCUAGUACUUUAUUAGAUAAUGUCGUAAGAACACUCAACUGUAGUUAUUGA